CGGUGCAAGAUGGGAGAGAAGCUGGAAGUCAGUGCAGACGCAAGCUGCGCUCCGUGCCAUUACGCAUAACUUUUGCUGCACCGAAGCUGAAAUAGAGUGGACUUUCUUGAGCAAGAUGGCUAUACUCAUCAGUUCAUUGAUUAUAUUAACACAGUUCCUGCUUUAUUUGAACCCAGCAUAUUGCAUGGAGGUAGAUUUUUGCAUCCCUGUGCGUGUGGAUCACCAAAGGCACGAGAAGCAUCUGCACCGGCGCGCGGAGGAGAUUGAGGAAAGACAGAUCGUUUUCAGACUAAGUGCAUUCAAACAGGAAUUGUACCUCCAACUCACGCCGGACUCUAGUUUCCUUGCACCGGGCAGCUUGCCACUUGAGAGCAGCUCCUCAGCAUCCAACGAAACCUCUGACCUACGGGAAUGCUUCUACUCCGGGAAUGUCAACGCGGAACCGGACUCAUUCGCCGCGCUCAGCCUGUGUAAAGGUCUCCAUGGGGGGUUUUCUUAUAACGGUAUGGAGUAUUUCAUCAGCCUGACUGGCAGUGAAGACGCUGCGUCUGGAUUUGGAAACUCUUUCGACAGGACGCACAUCAUCCGCCGCCGGAGACGCGCUGCGCACUCGGGUACUAACUUCACCAGCAGGUGUGGAGUUACACCUGACUCCAACUUCAACAUUUCCCUGGAGAAAUACAAGCACUUGGGCCAACUGGAGUUUGAUGGCUUAACCAAAACUGUGUUGAAAACCUUGGGGAGGUCCAAGAGAUUUGCCUCCAUCCCAAGGUUUGUGGAGGUGCUGGUGGUGGCGGAUGAAUCUAUGGCAACAUUUCACGGGGAUGACCUAAAGCAUUACCUCCUGACCCUGAUGUCAGUGGCAGCCAGGCUUUACAAGCACCCCAGCAUCCUCAACUCCAUAAACAUAGUGGUGGUGGGAUUCAUGGUGAUAAGUGAAGCUGACAAGGGACCAAAGGUUUCCAGUAAUGCAGCCCUGACUCUGCGCAACUUUUGUUCCUGGCAGAAGAAAUUGAAUAAACACAAUGACAAGCAGCCAGAGUACUGGGACACUGCCAUACUGUUCACCAAACAGGAUCUCUGCGGGGCCACAACCUGUGAUACAUUGGGGAUGGCUGAUGUUGGGACCAUGUGUGACCCGAAGAGAAGCUGCUCUGUCAUCGAAGAUGAUGGCUUGCCCUCCGCCUUCACAACCGCCCAUGAACUUGGCCACGUCUUCAACAUGCCCCACGACAAUGUGAAGGUAUGUGAGGAGGUAUUUGGGAAACUAAAGGACAACCACAUGAUGUCUCCCACACUGAUUCAGAUCGACAGGAGCAGGCCCUGGUCUGUGUGCAGCGCAGCCAUCAUUACUGAGUUCCUGGACAGAGGUCAUGGAGAAUGUCUGCUGGACCAGCCUCAGAGGCAGCUGUCUCUUACCGACAACCUGCCUGGGUCCAGCUACAGCCUGCAUCGUCAAUGUGAGCUUGCCUUCGGCUCCGGCUCCAAGCCCUGCCCAUACAUGCAACCCUGCUCCAAGCUGUGGUGCACCGGAAGGGCCCGCGGCCAGCUGGUCUGCCAAACCCGACACUUCCCCUGGGCGGACGGCACCAGCUGUGGUAACGGUAAAAUAUGCUUCAGAGGAACCUGCACUGAUAAGAACACCACCAUGCACAUCAAGGUGGAUGGUCGGUGGGGGAAGUGGGGACUAUUUGGGGACUGUUCUCGAAGUUGUGGUGGAGGAGUUCAGCUGGCCAAGAGAGCGUGUGACAACCCCAUUCCUGAGAAUGGAGGCAAAUACUGCUAUGGCCUUCGCAUCAAAUAUCGCUCAUGUAACCUCAACCCUUGCCCUGAAACAGGUAAGAGUUUCCGUGAGGAGCAGUGUGAGGCAUUCAAUGGAAUAAACCUGAACACCAACAGACUGGGUCCGUCUGCGGUUUGGGUCCCUAAAUAUUCAGGCAUCUCUCCUAAGGACAAAUGCAAACUUAUUUGCCGCGCCAACGGUACUGGGUACUUCUAUGUCCUUGCUCCAAAGGUUGUGGAUGGGACCCCCUGCUCUCCUGACACCUCAGCUGUAUGUGUUCAAGGAAAAUGCAUCAAGGCAGGCUGCGAUAGCAAGCUGGACUCCAACAGGAAGUUUGACAAGUGUGGGGUGUGUGGUGGCGACAACCAGGGCUGCAAGAAGGUCUCAGGAAUGUUCACCAAACCUAUACAUGGCUACAACUUUGUGCUGAUGCUGCCCAUUGGAGCUUCAAACAUUGACAUCCGUCAGCGUGGCUACAGAGGAAUGGUCAGCGACGAAAACUACUUAGCGGUGAAGAAUCGGCACGGCAAGUACCUGCUGAACGGCAACUACGUGGUCUCAGCCGUUGAACGAGACUUGCUGGUGAAGGGCAGCUUACUGCGCUACAGCGGCACCUCCACCUCUGUAGAGAUCCUUCAGGCCACCAGACCCCUGCAGGAGCCUCUGACUGUGGAGAUUCUCUCUGUAGGGAAGAUGACUCCUCCCAGGGUGCGCUACUCCUUCUACAUCUCCAAGGAGAGCAAGGAGGAGAAGACUCUGCGGAAAGAGGACAAAAGCCACAAAGCGCAUAAUAGUGUCUUGGCAGACAGUAAUCGGGUAGAGGCUAAGAAGCUGAUGAUGGGAAAGAGGCCCGUCAGUCAUUGGGUAACAGGAAGUUGGGAUUCGUGCACAGUGACUUGUGGGAAUGGGCUGCAGAAGAGGCUUGUGGAGUGUCAGAGCAUAGAGGGGCGUCCAGCAGUGGACUGUGACAGUGCUGACAGACCUGUAGCAUUGAGAUCAUGUGGGGAUCCAUGUCCUAUGUGGGAUGUAGGGGUCUGGUCUCACUGCUCCAAAUCCUGUGGAAGGGGCUUUAAAAGGCGGCCGGUGCGCUGUAUGACUGAGAACGGUUUGAAUCUGCCAAGAGACCACUGCUCUGGAAGGAGGAAGCCUCAGGAACUGGACCUCUGCAAUCUGAAGCCAUGUUAAAGCAGAACAGGCACAGCCCAAGGACCUAUUUGCUUCAGUAAGUGUCACAAAAGUGACAAUUUUACAUGAACCUGAGACCAAAUGAGCAUUUUAAUGACCCUAUUACUGGGUUGGGUGGAAGUACUCUCAGAUGCAGCCUGACAGUGUUUCAAGUGGUGUCUGUUAGAGCAAAGAAACACAAUGGAGAAAGACAGGAUCUCCAUUCAUUGUUUGAAAAGACAGACAUCUGCCUAGAGAACAGAAAAGAAGGAAAGUCUUCUUUUGAACUGUCAAACCAUCCACAUCAGGUUUGACCUGUGGUUAGUCUACCUCGACUAGGAACAAUGACACAAUGCCUGAGCAUAUACUGACAGAAACAAAUGAGAAAGAUAUAGAGACAGUGAUCACACACAUCUGCCCAUAAACAUACUUUCUUGGUAAAGCUACCUGCAUGGGAUGAAAUUGAAAAAAGGGCAAAAAAAAGUCCAGGACAAACAGAUACAGUGAGAUAUAA
This is a messenger RNA of Trematomus bernacchii (emerald rockcod), 3461 nucleotides long. Its product is annotated as A disintegrin and metalloproteinase with thrombospondin motifs 15-like. Gene Ontology annotation, biological process: extracellular matrix organization; proteolysis. The coding region runs from base 116 to 2968 and encodes 950 amino acids. Gene Ontology annotation, molecular function: zinc ion binding; metalloendopeptidase activity. The record is from RefSeq and is a predicted model, not a curated record. Lineage: Eukaryota; Metazoa; Chordata; Actinopteri; Perciformes; Nototheniidae. The transcript has 8 exons.